AUGAGGCAAUGGGUGGACUGUUUGAGGGGCAUAACUCGUGGCCUGGUGACAAACUCAAGUAUUCUGCAGGCUCUGCUGCGCCUGGCGACACUGGUGACGAGCGCGGAGCAGAACGCUGAGCAGUGUGUGCAGACGGUGGCUGUGCUGGACGCGCUCGGGCUUUGGCCACGAUCGGCUUCGGGGUCGGGCCCAGAGCGCGUCUGCGGGAGGCUCGGCCCUGGAGCACCUCCAAGGCUGGGGCGACAACUGGACGGCGCGACCCGCGGACAGGAGACCCUGGGGCAGUGCGACCCCCGACGGGCGACCUGGGGCCUGCAGGACGCUGCCAGCCGCGUGGGCCGCGCCGCCUGGCCAGUCCGAGGGGCGGGGCGGGGCGGGGGCGGGGCGGGCGCGUCGGCCAAUCCCGAGCCCGGGCGCCUCCCACCCCACCCCCGCCCCGGGAGCGCCCCCAACAGCUGCGGCCCCGCAGGGUUCCCCCAGACCGAAACUGCUGGGGUCGCGUUCACCCCGUCGCCCCCGGACCAGGACCCGAACCUGGACCCUGACCCCGACCCCGACCCGGAUCCGGACCCGGACCAGGACCCGAACCUGGACCCUGACCCCGACCCCGACCCGGAUCCGGACCCGGACCCGGACCCAGAGCCCGACCCCGACCCCGACCCUGAUCCUGACCCGGACCCGGACCCAGAGCCCGACCCCGACCCCGAUCCGGAUCCAGACCCGCCCCCAAACCGCGACCCGGACCCGGAACAGUGA
Molecule: messenger RNA, 756 nt
Organism: Molossus molossus (Pallas's mastiff bat)
Lineage: Eukaryota; Metazoa; Chordata; Mammalia; Chiroptera; Molossidae
Product: nucleolar protein 3-like
Exons: 2
Coding region: 1-756 (251 amino acids)
Source: RefSeq, a predicted model, not a curated record